Molecule: messenger RNA, 2667 nt
Organism: Gossypium raimondii (Peruvian cotton)
Lineage: Eukaryota; Viridiplantae; Streptophyta; Magnoliopsida; Malvales; Malvaceae
Product: probable LRR receptor-like serine/threonine-protein kinase At1g74360
Exons: 2
Coding region: 163-2523 (786 amino acids)
Molecular function (GO): protein binding
Source: RefSeq, a predicted model, not a curated record
UUGGUUCUUCUAAGUUCAUAACCUUUAGUAAUUGAAUUUCCUUCUUAUUUCCCAUAAAAUAAUAACAAUCUGGGUUUUUAUGUUUCAGUUGAUUGUUUACUGUUUAAAGAACUCAUUCCUACAAGACUAAAUUUUCAGACAGGAAUAAGAAAAACAAAAAUCAUGUUCCAAGGCAAAGCUAACACAUGGUGUUCCACAGUUGUUCUUAUGUUCUUAAUCCUAAUCACAGCUUUCAUUACUGUGUCAGGAAAUUCUCUAAACACAGACAGAGAAAUCCUGUUGAACCUGAAAUCAUUUCUGGAAAACCAAAACCGAGUGAAUCGAGGAAGGUACUCGGGAUGGAAUCGAUGGACUUCAAAUCCAUGUGAGUGGCAUGGAAUCAUGUGCUCCCCUGAUAUGGAGAGGGUUACUGGUAUAAACCUCUCUGACAGCAAAAUUUCUGGGGAAAUGUUCAACAAUUUCUCAGCUUUGACUCAACUUCAUCACCUUGAUUUCUCUAGAAACACACUCAAGGGAUUGAUUCCAGAUGAUUUAAACAGAUGCCAUAACCUUGUCUACCUCAACUUAUCACAUAAUAUUCUUGGAGGUGAGCUCAAGUUGACUGGAUUGGCCAGGUUAGAGAAGCUUGAUUUGUCAACUAACCGGUUUCAUGGGGAAGUUAAGUUUAGUUUCCCUGCAAUUUGCAACAGGUUAGUUGUUGCAAACCUUUCAAUGAACAAUUUCAUUGGUAGAAUUGACACGUUCUUUGAUGGGUGCUUGAAUCUGAUGUAUCUGGACUUAAGCUCCAACAAAUUUACUGGUAAUAUUUGGACUGGUUUUUCAAGGUUAGUGGAGUUUUCAGUUUCUGAAAACCGUGUCAGUGGACUAAUUCCUGCAUCAAGUUUUUCAGACAAUUGUAAUCUGAAAGGCCUGGAUUUAUCAGUAAACAUGUUCCAUGGCGAAAUUCCAAGGGAGAUUUCAAAUUGUAAGAAAUUGGUUAUGUUGAAUCUGUGGGGAAACAAAUUUUCAGGGCCAAUUCCAUCAGAGCUUGGAUCAAUUUCCACCCUUGAAGGCUUACUAUUGGGAAACAACGAGUUUUCUAGAGUGAUUCCAGAAUCUCUAUUGUAUCUGAACAACUUGGCUGUUCUGGAUUUGAGCUACAACAAUUUUGGUGGACGAUUACAAGAGAUUUUUGGUAGAUUCAGACAAUUGAAAUCUCUUGUUCUUCAAGGGAAUUCAUAUAUUGAUGGAUUAAGUUCUUCUGGGAUUCACAAGCUCACAAAUAUUUCAAGACUAGACUUAAGCUACAACAAUUUUUCUGGACAUUUACCAGCUGAAUUCUCUGAAAUGGUAGGUUUGAAGUUCUUAAUCUUAGCCUACAAUCAAUUUACUGGUCCUAUACCACCACAGUAUGGCGACUUGUCACAACUUCAAGUUCUUGAUCUCUCUUUCAAUCGGCUCAUCCGGUCGAUCCCGCCUUCCAUCGGAAGCUUAAGGUCUCUCUUGUGGUUAAUGCUUGCAAACAAUUCACUCACUGGUGAAAUCCCUGGUGAACUUGGAAAUUGCAGUAGCUUAUUGUGGCUAAACCUUGCUAACAAUCAACUUUCCGGAAGAUUCCCACCUGAGUUAGCAAACAUUGGAAGAAAUCCCACUCUAACAUUCGAAUCGAACCGACGAAGUAACGUGAUGAUUGCUGGUCCUAGCGACUGCUUGGUAACCAAGAGGCUGCUAACAAUGGAUUACUCACCUUUUGGUUUUAUAUACACAAUUCUUACCAGGAAGAUUUGCAAAAACGUAUGGGAUCAGUUGCUUCAAGGAUAUGGUUUUUUCCAAGUUUGUGUUAAAGGUUCACCGGUUCGAAAAUAUCGAGUUUCGGGUUAUCUUCAACUAAUUGGCAAUCAACUCACAGGGGAAGUCCCUUCAGAUAUUGGUAAAAUGCAGCAUUUCAGUGUGUUACAUUUGAGUUACAAUCAAUUCAAUGGGGAACUUCCUGUAGAGAUUGGAAAUUUGCCACUUGUGGUACUGAAUAUCUCCUGGAACAAAUUUUCAGGUCAAAUUCCAAGGGAAAUUGGGAACCUGAAUUGUUUACAGAAUCUUGAUCUGUCACACAAUAAUUUCUCAGGCAUAUUCCCAACCAACUUGAAUUGUUUGAAUGAGCUUAGCAAGUUCAACAUUUCAUUCAAUCCUCAGAUUGCUGGUCAAAUUCCUAAUAUUGGGCAAUUAGCAACAUUCGAGGAAGAAUCUUACUUGGGGAAUCCAUUGUUGCACAGUCGACUUCUCAAAUUGCAGGAUCCAACUGUUCCACCAUUAAACUCUGGGAAACAAGCAUUGCCUGGUGAAGAAGAAAGUGAAGAUGGAUUUUGGUGGAAAGCUUUGUUAAUGGAGUAUGGAUGUGGGAUGGCAUUCGGGAUGGUGAUGUUAUGUAUUUGUGUUGUGAAAGUUCAGCCGAAAUGGGUUGUCAACAAAGUUGAAGGCUUGCAUCAAUUAAAGGCAGUUCGGCCAUGGAAGAAGAAUGGUAGCAGAGGUGGUGGAAGGAUUAUAUAGUUAAUGUGAAUGUUAAAGAAAUAGAAAACAAUAUCAAUACUUAAUUUUAUACUUGCAUGUAUUCGUCGUCGUCGUGAAUUUCAAACUCCCACAAUCCUAGUCACUUUUUUCUUAUUGGUUUUGAUACAUCCAAUUAGGCUAAAA